Messenger RNA from Porites evermanni, 1471 nucleotides. The record is from the annotation of a GenBank genome assembly. Lineage: Eukaryota; Metazoa; Cnidaria; Anthozoa; Scleractinia; Poritidae.
UAUAUUGCUGGUCGAGUAGCACUUGGCUCCCUGGGUAAAAUGUUUAUCACUACUUCUUUCGAUUCCGUGUAUGUUUUCUCUGCUGAACUUUUUCCAACUGUUGUGAGGUGAGUUAUAUUUGCAAAAGGUAAAAUUUUCAAAUGUUUUAUGGAAAAAAAUAAACGAAGAUUAGUGUCCGAAUCCGGGACAACGUCAUACUUAGAACAACGAAAUAAUUGAAGGGGACCAAAGAAGAGUAAUCACCAAAAAGAUAGCAGAAAAUUUGGCUUUGGAAUAAAGGAAGCAUACACAUCUGUUUGUUCGCUUGUUUGUUUGCUUGUUUGUUUUUUAAGGGGGGGAGGGGCAUGGAAUAGCGAUUGUCAUUAUCAUCACUAUAGUUAUCGUUAUCGUUAUCAUUGUCAUUGCCAUUGCCAUCGUCAUUGCCAUCGCCAGACUUGCCUUCGCCAUUGCCAUUGUCAUCGCUAUUGUCAUUCCUAUUGCGUAAUUGUCAUAGUCAUUGCUAUUGUCAUUGUCAUGGCCAUCACCAUUGCCAUUGUCAUUGAUAUUGUCAUUGUCAUUACUAUUGUCAUUGCCAUUGUCAUUGCAUUUCCAUCGCCAUCUUUAUCGCAAUCGCCAUUGCUAUUGCCAGUCAUUGCUAUUGUCACUGCCAUUGCCAUUGUCAUUGCUAUUGACAUUGCUAUGGUCAUUGCCAUUACCAUCGCCAUCGCAAUCACCAUUGUCAUCGUCAUUGCCAUUACCAUCGUCAUCGUCAUCGCUAUCGCCAUUGCUAUUGCCAGUCAUUGCUAUGGUCAUAUUGUCACUGCCAUUGUCAUUGCUAUUGCCAUUGCCAUCGCUAUCGCAGUCACCAUCGUAAUCGCCACUGCCAUCGCCAUCGCAAUCACCAUUGUCAUCGUCAUCGCCAUUACCAUCGUGAUCGUCAUCACUAUCGCCAUCACCAUCGCCAUUGUCAUUAUCGUUACUUAAGAAGAGGCCAUCGUCCCCGCUAAGGUAGCUAAGCAAAUUCAGGGCUGGCUAGCAGGACCAUCAGUAUCUUAAUAGUGAAUACUAUUUUUCCAACGACCUUCAUCUCUUCAAUAGAGUUGGAGGUGCUUUAAUCUAUGAUAAAUUGUUUUAGCUUUCAAUAAAUAAGUACUGUGAUUUUAGAUGCAUGUCUAGCUAAUUCCUCUAUUUUAAACGUUCAAGCGGGCCCCAGUCCCUACCACCCCGCCACAUGCCCUUUUUACGUGAGAUUAUUCUUUUUUUUUCUUUUUUCUUUAUUAAUGUGUUUAGAAACAGUGGCAUGGGAAUGGUAUCUGUAGCAAGCCGAAUCGGUGCCGCAAGUUCACCGUUUGUAGUUCAGAUGACCCGUAUUAACUCUGUGCUGCCCUUCGCUGUAAUGGGAGCCUUGUCAUUCAUUGGAGCUAUCAUGUGUUGGGUUCUUCCAGAGACCCAGGGAAGAAGAACCGCUGAAGUAAUGGAAGACAACGAAAAA